Messenger RNA from Cuscuta europaea, 2092 nucleotides. The record is from the annotation of a GenBank genome assembly. NCBI's taxonomy places the organism in Eukaryota, Viridiplantae, Streptophyta, Magnoliopsida, Solanales, Convolvulaceae.
AAUUGAUUGAUGGGGAGAGUAUAUACGGUCAUCGAUUCUCUCUCUUAUUCCGAAUUCAUUCCAUCACAUUUUUCUCUCUGUGCAGGCGAAAGUAUGUUUGGGCAGCGAAUGUCACGUCCUAGUCCUGUAGAGUAGCUCACCGCGGGCAGCGGGAUGAAUCUCUCCGGCAGCCGGUGGUUUGUGGCCAAUUUCGUGUCAGAGGUGCCAGUGCUGGCUAAGUCCAUCGGCCAGUUGCCGGCGGUUGGUGUAGCUCCCGUCCUCAACGCAGUCGUGCUGGUGUGCUGCUGGAUGACGAUGCUGUUGUUCGUGGAGUGGAUGUGUAUGGGGGCAGUCAUUGCUUUUGUCAAAGUGUUCCGGAGAACGCCGGAGAAGCGCUUCAAAUGGGAGCCAUUCAGAGACGACGACGUUGAGCUCCGAAACGCCUCUUUCCCUAUGGUUCUUGUUCAGAUCCCAAUGUACAAUGAGAAAGAGGUGUAUAAGCAGUCAAUUGGAGCGGUAUGUGAGCUUUCUUGGCCUUGUGAGCGAUUCAUAGUUCAAGUCCUUGAUGAUUCAACGGACCCAAGCAUUAAGGAAAUGGUGGAAAUGGAGUGUGAAAGGUGGGCAAGGAGGGGAAUGGAUAUAAAGUAUGAGAUCAGAGACAACAGAAAUGGGUACAAAGCAGGGGCAUUGAGUGAAGGGAUGAGGCAUUCUUAUGUGAAGGAAUGCGAAUAUGUUGUUAUUUUCGACGCCGACUUUCAACCUGAUCCUGAUUUCCUUCGCCGCGCCAUCCCUUACCUAGUCCAUAAUCCCGACCUCGCCCUCGUUCAAGCACGAUGGAAAUUUGUGAAUGCUGACGAAUGCUUUAUGACCAGAACUCAAGAGAUUUCUUUGAAUUUCCAUUUCAGUGUGGAGCAAGAAGUUGGCUCUUCCACCUACGCUUUUUUCUCCUUCAAUGGAACAGCAGGUGUUUGGAGAAUUGCUUCGAUUGAGGAUGCAGGUGGGUGGAAUCAUCGGACCACUGUUGAGGAUAUGGACUUGGCUGUCCGGGCUAGCCUCAAGGGGUGGAAGUUUUUAUACCUCAGUUCUCUCAAGGUGAACAGUGAGCUACCUAGUUCAUUUAAGGCAUUACGCAACCAACAGCACAGAUGGUCAUGUGGACCCGCUAAUCUCUUCAGAAAAAUGUUCAUGGAGGUAGUGAGAAAUAAGAAUGUAAACUCGUGGAAGAAGAUUUAUAUAAUAUACAGUUUCUUCUUUGUUAGAAAGGUCAUUGCCCAUGUCGGAACUUUUGUAUUUUACUGUUUGGUUCUGCCAACAACAUGUUUGGUUGCGGAAGUUGAUGUUCCGAAAUGGGGAACUACUUAUGUUCCUUUUGUGAUCACCAUUAUCAAUAUUCUUGCAACACCAAGGUCACUUCAUUUGGUGGUAUUCUGGAUCCUUUUUGAGAAUGUUAUGGCAGUUCAUCGAGCUAAGGCUACCAUAAUGGGCUUGUUUGGGGUUGGCAGGGUCAAUGAGUGGGUUGUUACAGAAAAGUUAGGGGAUGCUCCAAAGUUGAAAUCAGCUAUUGAAGGUUCUAGGAAACCUUAUUUCAAGAUUUUGGAAAGGUGGGAGAAGAGUUCGGAGCCUUCGGCAUUUGAGAUAUAUUGGCUAGAGGAAGGCUUUGACCGGGGGUUGAACUUUCAUAUAGUGUAUGGGCUCAGAAUACGCUCCAUCAAAUUUGAUUUGUUACAUUGCAACUAUUCAUGAAUGAGCACCUCUUCAAGCGUGGGCAUGUCUUCAUCAGGAUGUAUAUUUUAGAGCUUGCAAUUGGUGUAUAUCUUUUGUUCUGUGGAACCUUCGAUCUUGUUUUUGGGAAGCGACAGUAUUGUUGGUAUAUCUUACUUCAAGCAAUUGCCUUCUUUAUAGCAGGAUUUGGGUAUAUUGGCACGUUUGUUCCUAGCUCUUAGCAACUCUGCAAGAAUAAGAUUUCUCUACAGGGUUUUUAAUUUAAUAUUGCACUGCGGAUUAAACAGAUUCUUUCUCCAAAAUUGUGUUUUAAAUUUAGAUAUUGUUCAAUUAGGAGUAAACAUAAACAUCAUUGCACAAGAGUAAAACAUAAAACUUCCUUAAGAGUAAA